AUGCUCCCUCCUGUCCUCACACUCGCCGGCCUGUUGGUCGUUGCCGCCCACGCCAGCUUCGACGGCAACAUCAACUACCUUAGCCCCUCGAGUCGACACCCGAGCUUGGGCAUCGACGUCGGCCUGGUUGACCGCCGGUCGUGGAAGCGCGGCAAUGUCGCCUUCGAGCCUUCCCAGCUGAGCUUCACCCACGGCGUCGCCUCCGGGGACCCUUGGCCCGAGAGCGUCAUUCUCUGGACUCGCAUUGCCCCCUCCAGCGACCACGAGACCAACAAAUUCGUCAACGCCAACCCAAAUCCCAUCUGUCUCGAAUGGAGCGUCUUCACCAGCAACGACGAUGACGACCCCGAUGUCUCCAACUCGCUUGUCGCCAGCGGCCAGGUCUUUACGAGCUCAGACAUUGACUACACUGUCAAGGUUGAGGCUCGUAGCCUUGAGCCUCUUACUCAGUACAACUACCAGUUCAACGUCUGCGGCUCCGACAAGAAGAGCCCGAUGGGCCGCACAAAAACUGCCCCCCGUCCCGACGACGAGGUUUCGGAGAUGAGCUUUGCCGUCUUCUCCUGCAGUAACUUCCCAACCGGCUACUUCAAUGCCUACGGCAAUGCUGCAAGGAAGGACAAGCACGACUUUGUCAUUCACCUGGGAGACUACAUUUACGAAUAUGAGGCCGGCGGUGAACGUGCCUCCAUCCCUCGCGCUGUGCUGUUCAACCUCUACGACUACCGCUCUCGUCAUGGCCAAUACCGGACCGACCCCGACCUGCAACUACUCUCCAAGAAUCAUGCCUGGAUCCCGACCUGGGACGAUCACGAGUUCUCCGACAACGGGUUCCGUGACGGCUUCAGCGGCCUCAAUAACACGGAAGACUCCUUCAUGAAGAGCGGGGCCAGGGUUACCGUCGACACUCGCAAGGUCAACGCCGUGCGGGCCUAUUUCGAAUGGAUGCCAAUCCGGCAAACCGACCUAGACGACGGUCUUCGUGUCUGGCGGUCGUUUCAGAUGGGAAAGCUUUUGGACAUCAUCAUGCUCGACACCCGCAACUAUGACCGUAGCAUCACCACUCUUGGCUGGAACGACCACUACAUCGAUCUCAUCCGCGACGACCCCAGUCGCACUCUCAUGGGAUCCCGUCAAGAGAAUUGGUUUUACGACUCCCUCAAGCAAUCCCAGGACAGAGGCGCUCACUGGCGCAUUGUCGGCAACCAAAUUGUCUUCUCGCGGGUAUUUGACAAUGACAAGGGCGACAUGAGCGGCGAUGAUUGGAAUGGCUACAUCGCCAACCGCAACCGCACUCUCAAGCACAUUUUCGAUAACCGAAUUAGUAAUAAUAUCUUCCUGGCUGGCGACAGCCAUCAGAACUGGGUCUCUGACCUGGCGUGGCUCGGCACCAAAGCCUAUGACAAGAAGACGGGCAGAGGCGCCGUCGGCGUCGAGUUUGCGGGCACGGCUGUCACGUCCACGGGCCAGUAUGGUCCGAUAGAGCCUGUCGCGGGCGACAGUGCACGAGGCAUGAUCAGGCGCAACGACGAGAUGCAAUGGCAAGAGGGCUACUACCGCGGCUACUUCAUCCUACACGUGAGGCCGGGCCAGACGAGGGCUGAGUUUUACGGUUCGCCGUCUGUGGCGACACGCAAUCCGUGGGAUCUCCCGCUCGCCAACUUCACCAUCAGCGCCGGCCAGAACCACCUCGAUCGGCCGGUGGCCAACGGCCGGGUGGAGUCGGGCGCGGUCCGGGACGGCAUGGUCAAGCACACCAACCUGACGUUGAACACGCAGACGGGCGAAUGGGCCGUGGUUGGAUUCGAAAGGAUGUAUCUGUAG
Hirsutella rhossiliensis is the source of this 1824-nucleotide messenger RNA. RefSeq names its product phoD-like phosphatase domain-containing protein. The transcript has 11 exons. The record is from RefSeq and is a predicted model, not a curated record. NCBI's taxonomy places the organism in Eukaryota, Fungi, Ascomycota, Sordariomycetes, Hypocreales, Ophiocordycipitaceae. The coding region runs from base 1 to 1824 and encodes 607 amino acids.